GAUAGGAGUCUCCUCGGUGGAGGACUGCGAACAGUGCCCCAGCUGGCUGGCUAGCAGCAGAGAAGAUGGCUGCAGAGGGGAUUCUCAGGCCAGUGUCUGAAAACAGAGCACUGUUUGUCAUGUUCAGCGACGACUAGCCAGCGUGUCACCCCGGUUGUUCCGUCGCUCGGUUCCGCUCGGAUUCGUCGGAGGGGACAAAACAACAUGGGGUCGCAGACUCUCCAGAUCCUGAGGCAGGGGGUCUGGGCUUCAGUCACAGGCGGAUGGUACUACGACCCCGAUCAGAAUACAUUCGUCAACGCUUUACACCUCUACAUCUGGCUGUUCCUGCUAUGUUUCCCCUUCACGCUCUACAUGGCCCUGCAACCAACCAUGGUGAUCGUGGGAAUCUACUGUGGUGUUAUUGCUGCCAUGUUCCUGCUGCUGAAGACGGUGAACUACCGCCUCCAUCAUGCCCUGGAUGAAGGGGAGGUGGUGGAGCACCAGGCCAAGGAGAGUCAGGGCAGCAGAGGUGGCACUGAGGGGGCUAACGAUGGCGGCGUCACCCGUCGGGAGGACAGCAACGGCCCGGGGGAUCCUGGAGGGGGUAUUGAGAUGGCAGACUUCAUCAGGCAAGAGACUCCACCAGUGGACUGCAGCUCCAGGAACUCCUAUAUUGGAUUGGAGUCUAACCAGCAGAUUGCAUCCACACAUGGAAGAGCAACAGUAGCCAAAGGAGAUGUGGGAAAGACUUCAGAUGACAUCAGUCUGACUCUUGUUGAGAGCUGCAGCCAUGACCAUGAUCUGCUAUCAGACACAAAGAUGUACUGCCUUGUUCCCAAUGACUCCUUCGCCUCCUUGCAGCCAUCAACCUCCUUGUGUCCUUCAGAGCUGUCCAGGGAGCCUGCUGAUCUCUGUAAUUCUGCUGCUUAUCACUUCAGCCUGUCGCACUCCUCUUGUGACACAGAGGUGACCACUCACGCAUCCAUGCAAUCUCAGAGCUACAGGAAGGAGCUCCGUUCUCGGGGCCUGCCUCGGACCUCUAGCUCAGCAGGCUCUGCUUUCCCUGAUCCAUGUCUACCAGACUUUGCUCUGUACCCUCCACCCAGGAGAGGUGGCCUUGACCCUGUGUGUGAGCUGGAGGCCGCCAGACCACACAGGUCAGGGAUAUGUGGCAGAGAAGCGGCCGAGCGGCUGUACCAGCAGGACCAAGCUGUCCCCUCCACCUCGGGGAUAGAGUGUUACAGGCACAAAGAAUCACGCAGAGUAGCCCGCUCAGCCUCCAGGGAGGCGGGGGAAGGUAGCUCAGGGCUGUACCAGGUGGACGUGGGUGGCAGUGGGAAAGGCUCUGGUGGAGGAGGAAAGUCCCAGAGUGGGGAGCGCAGUGCUGAUAGCCUGAGGAGCUUGAGUACUCGCAGUAGUGGCUCCACAGAGAGCUACUGCAGUGGCACAGACAGGGACACCAACAGCACUGUCAGCAGCUUUCACAGUGAACAGACCAGCUCGACACAUGUGGAGAGCCUGUUCUCACUUUCAGGGGAUGAGCGUGUACGGGACAGAGGAGAUGCUGUAUCUGCUCCUGCAGAUGGCAGGACUUCUAGCCUCGGCAGUGUCAGCUCUCGAGGUCUCAGUAACCUUCCUUCCAGGGAGGCCAAUAAAAACCCUCAUGCCAAUGAGCUGACUGCUAAACAACCUGCUGACACACCGUCCUCUGCACCCCAAGAGCUGGUAGAACCUGGCAGGUGCCAGGAAGAGCCUGGCAUCAGGACCAAUGCUGAUGGCUCGACAGGUGUAGCUGCCACGGAGCAGGAGCAGGUGAAAGACGACAGUCAACCAAAGUCAGCCAACAAUGUUCAGAGGACUUCCUCCCUGUCAACGGGGCGCAGUGGACGCCGGCGGACUGGCAAAAAAAGGGCAAGCAGCUUCGAUGCCAGCCGUCACAGGGACUACAUGUCUCUGCGUGGCAUGGCCAAGCCUUGUAGUGCUGUGUUUACUGGGGGUGGAGAGGAGGACUCCAGUGAUCACAGUGAACUCAGUUGUGCCUCCAGUCUCCACUCCACCCACCACCUAAGCACAGACAGCUCAUCUAGCACCACUUCCCGCUCCUGCCACUCACCAGAGGGCUGCUACCGGGCCCUGAAAGCCAAGCACACUGCAUCCAAUGCAGCCGCCUCCUCCUCCUCCUCCUCCACGGUAAAAGCUGCGGCAGGAUCCGAGGCAGGAGCACGACCCGAAGGGAAGCGGCGCACCUCCCGCCGUACCCCCAGCACAGGCAGCGCCAAAACACAUGCCAGAGUGUUGAGUUUGGACAGUGGUACGGCAGCCUGCCUUAACGAUCCCAGCCGCCUCUGAGCUCCAGCUGGGCCCCGGCCCCUCACCACCUCCAAGUCGGACCUGGAAGCCAAAGAAGGGGAAGUCCUGGAUGCGGCAUCCCUGCUGGGUCGGGCCUCCCAGCUGGAAUCAGUGACCCGCUCCAGAAACAGUCUGCCCAAUCAGGCAGCUUUCACUGAGCCUCAGGAUGCCACUGCUGCUUCCCUGCGGGGAAAGCUCACACCCUCCUUGUAUGAGGUUGGCGGGUGUGACGUGUCCCUGGUCAAUUUUGAACCUGCAACCAGACGAGCCUCCAAUAACGUAUGGGACACCGACUCCCACCUCUCCAGUUCUACCUCAGUUCGCUUCUACCCUCAUGACCUGAUCCGUCUGAACCGUCUGCUGACGAUGGACCCAGAGCUGCUGGAGCAGCAGGACGGAGAUCUGAGCCCGGAGCUCCAGGACGCGCCGCUGGGACAAGAGGACCCUGCAGCCGCUGCUGCCGCCGGCAAAGCCAGGCAGUACUACCGCUUGUGGCUUCUGCCCUUCCUGUGGGUCGGCCUGCACUUUGACCGGCUUACCCUGCUGGCGCUAUUUGACAGGAACCGUGAGGUUUUAGAGAACGUGCUGGCUGUAAUGCUGGCCGUCCUGGUGGCCUUCCUGGGUUCAGUGCUGCUCGUCCACGGCUUCUUCACUGACAUCUGGGUCUUUCAGUUCUGCCUCGUCAUUGCAAGUUGCCAGUAUUCCUUACUGAAGAGUGUUCAACCAGACUCCUCUUCCCCUCGACAUGGCCAUAAUCGUAUCAUAGCGUACAGCCGGCCUGUCUACUUCUGCCUGUGCUGUGGCCUCAUUUGGCUGCUCCACUACGGCAGUUUGAGGACCACUUCAUCCCGCUUCACCCUGUACGGAGUCGCACUCACCAGCUCCCUGGUCCUCGCCUCUGCCAGGGACCUUGUCAUUGUCUUCACUCUCUGUUUUCCCAUCAUCUUUUUCGUGGGGCUGCUGCCACAAGUCAACACGUUCGUCAUGUAUAUCUUUGAGCAGCUGGACAUCCAUGUGUUCGGGGGCAACGCCUCCACAAGCCUUCUGUCAGCGCUGUACAGCAUCCUGCGCAGCAUCGUCACCGUCGCUUUGCUUUAUGGCUUCUGCUAUGGAGCUCUGAAGGAGACCUGGGAGCCUCAUCACAUCCCUGUGUUAUUCUCUGUGUUCUGCGGCCUCUUGGUGGCAGUGUCUUACCACCUGAGCCGGCAGAGCGGCGACCCUUCUGUCCUCAUCUCGCUGAUACAGUCCAAGAUUGUGCCCAAUUUAAGAGACAAGAACCCAGAGGACCCUCUGUCAGAAGUGCAGGACCCUCUACCGGAGAAGCUCAGGGCCUCAGUGAAUGAGCGUCUGCAGUCUGACCUGAUCGUCUGUGUGGUCAUUGCUGUCCUUUACUUCGCCAUCCACGUCAGCACCGUAUUUAUUGCACUGCAGCCUUUCCUCAGUUAUGUCCUGUAUGCACUGUUGGGGACGGUGGGGUUGCUCACUCACUACCUGCUGCCUCAAGUCCGCAAGCAUCUGCCCUGGUACUGCUUCUCUCACCCUCUGCUCAAAACGAAUGAGUACUAUCAGUUUGAAGUCAGAGAUGCAGCUCAUGUGAUGUGGUUUGAAAAGCUUCACGUGUGGCUGCUGUUUGUGGAAAAGAAUGUUCUCUAUCCGCUCGUCAUCCUUAAUGAGCUGAGUGGCAGCGCCAGAGAGCUCGCCAGUCCAAAGAGACUCGACACAGAGGUGGGCGCUCUGAUGAUCACGAUAGCUGGCCUGAAGCUGCUCCGUUCCUCCUACAGCAGUCCCACCUACCAGUAUGUGACCAUCCUCUUCACCGUCCUCUUCUUCACCUUCGACUACCGCCAUCUGUCAGAGACGCUGCUGCUUGACCUCUUCCUCAUGUCCAUCGUUUUCAGCAAGAUGUGGGAGCUGUUCUACAAGCUGCACUUUGUCUACACCUACAUCGCCCCCUGGCAGAUCACAUGGGGCUCAGCCUUCCACGCCUUUGCUCAGCCCUUUGCUGUGCCUCACUCUGCUAUGCUGUUCGUCCAGGCUGUAGUGUCCGCAGUCUUCUCCACUCCCCUCAACCCCUUCCUGGGCAGCGCCAUCUUCAUCACCUCCUAUGUCCGUCCUGUCAAGUUCUGGGAGAGAGACUACAACACCAAGAGAGUGGAUCACUCCAACACUCGGCUGGCCUCUCAGCUGGACAGAAAUCCAGGCUCUGAUGACAACAAUCUGAACUCCAUCUUCUACGAGCACCUCACCCGCUCCCUGCAGCACAGCCUGUGUGGAGACCUCCUGCUGGGCCGAUGGGGCAACUUCAGCACCGGGGACUGCUUCAUCCUGGCCUCCGACUACCUGAACGCUCUGGUGCACCUCAUCGAGAUCGGCAACGGCCUGGUCACGUUUCAGCUCAGAGGGCUGGAGUUCAGAGGAACUUACUGCCAGCAGAGGGAAGUGGAGGCCAUCACCGAGGGAGUGGAGGAAGACGAGGGCUGUUGUUGCUGCGAGCCAGGCCACCUCCCUCACAUCCUGUCCUUUAACGCCGCCUUUGGACAGCGCUGGCUGGCCUGGGAGGUGCUGGUCACCAAAUACGUGCUGGAGGGCUACAGCAUCACUGACAACAGCGCCGCCUCCAUGCUGCAGGUGUUCGACCUACGCCGCAUCCUGACCACCUACUACGUCAAGGGUAUCAUCUACUACGUGAUUGCCUCCCCCAAACUGGAGGAGUGGCUGGCUAAUGAGACCAUGAAAGACGGCCUGCGGGGAUGUGGAGAGAGGAACUACGUGGACCUGGACCCCACCUUCAACCCCAACAUCGACGAGGACUAUGACCAUCGACUGGCAGGCAUCUCCAGGGACAGUUUCUGUGGAGUCUACCUGGGCUGGAUCCAGUACUGCAACUCUCGGAGGGCCAAGCCGCUGGACAGCGAGAAGGACUCGGCUCUGGUGCUGCUCUGCUUCGGCCUAUGUGUGCUGGGACGGAGAGCUCUGGGAACAGCUGCUCAUCAUAUGUCCAGCAAUCUGGAGUCUUUCCUUUAUGGACUUCAUGCAUUAUUCAAGGGCGAUUUCCGCAUCUCUUCAGUGCGAGACGAGUGGAUCUUCGCAGACAUGGAACUGCUCAGGAAAGUUGUGGUGCCUGGAAUCCGAAUGUCUCUCAAAUUACACCAGGACCACUUCACGUCCCCAGAUGAGUACGAUGAGCCGGCGGUUCUUUUUGAGGCCAUCUCCUCCCACCAGCAGAACCUGGUCAUCGCUCACGAGGGCGACCCAGCCUGGAGGAGCGCUGUGCUGUCCAACUCCCCGUCGCUUCUCGCCCUGCGACACGUCCUGGACGAAGGAACCAAUGAGUACAAAAUCAUUAUGCUCAAUCGACGAUACCUCAGCUUUCGAGUCAUCAAGGUGAAUAAAGAAUGUGUCCGCGGCCUGUGGGCGGGGCAGCAGCAGGAGCUGGUGUUCCUGAGGAACAGAAACCCAGAGCGUGGGAGCAUUCAGAACGCCAAGCAAGCUCUACGGAACAUGAUCAAUUCUUCUUGUGACCAGCCCAUUGGAUAUCCCAUCUACGUAUCUCCACUGACCACCUCCUACUGCAACUCACACCCCCAGCUCGGACACAUCCUGGGAGGCCCCAUCAGCAUCGGGAAUAUCCGAAACUUUGUCGUCAGCACCUGGCACAGGUUACGGAAAGGCUGCGGUGCUGGCUGCAACAGUGGAGGCAACAUUGAGGAUUCAGAUGCAGGGGGGUUGUCCUGUGGCAGUGGGAAUGGAACAGGGGGCGACUCUCAGCAGAGCUCAGUGUCGCAGGGUGGGACCUCCGGACCUGCCCCCACCCACACGUACCAGCCGCACACUCUGGGCACCAGUCAGAGUUCCCAGUCUGUUCAGUCUGGUUUGGUACGACACUCUCCUGCCCGAGCGUCCGUCGCCAGCCAGUCAUCCUCCUACCGCUACAGCAGUAGCCGCCACUCCUCCCUGCGCACCUCCACCACAGGCCUGGAGCCCUGUCGACGUUCCUCCACCAGCCAGCUGUCUCUGCGCACGCUCCCCACCUCCCUGCAGCUCCGGCUGGGCUCCACCUCCGACCCCGCCGGCCCCUCCGCCUCCCUCUCCAGCCAUAGCAUCCCUCCCUGCAAACGCCACACGCUGGUGGGCCUCCUGGGCAACGACGGCCUGUGCAGCACCGUGACCGAUCCCCUCAGCCAGCAUCAUCAUCCACAUCAUCACCACCCGCAACAACACAACCCCACCGUCUCCACCGUGCGCAGAGAUGACAUCUCCUACAGAGUGCAGGUUUCAGAUGUCAGUCAGGUGCUGGAGAACAUCAACUUAUCAAAGCGGAAGGAGCUGCAGUGGCCUGAUGAAUCGAUGAGACUGAGGGCAGGACGGACCUGCUGGAGGGACUGGAGCCCCUUAGAGGGCAUGGAAGGACAUGUGAUUCACCGGUGGGUGCCUUGUAGCCGAGACCCAGCUAAUCGCUCCCAUAUCGACAAGACCAUCCUGCUGGUACAGGUGGAAGAUAAGCUAGUGCCCAUUAUUGAGACUGGGGUCAUUGAGUUGGGUGCAGAGGUUUGAGACAAGCAAGCACAGACAUCACACACACGCACGCACAUACACAUGCCUAUACACACGCUUGUGUGAAGACAAAGCCAGACGUCCCUGGCUUUCAGCAGGACGAAGGAGCCUGCAGACAAACAGGAAAUGGGAGCUCUCCCCCCUCCCCCGUUCCUUAUCGCUGAGGGGGAAAGGAAGCCAGGGAAAAGUGCAAGCAGAGGCAGAGCAUACAUUCACCCUACAUCCUUUACUGCGUCGACACACAUCCACAAUAUCUGCCUUGCUUUGUGUCUCAGAAAUGCUGCAUGACAGUAAACAACCCUUAAGUUAAGUUAGUUCUUGCUACUGGUAAUUAAUUUCUAUGCAUUUCAUCAACUCUUUUAUUGGCAAUUCUGACAGAGCUGAGUGUAAAGAGCGUGUGGAGAGUUUUUUUGUCUUUUGUUUGUCUUUAAGUAAUUUGCCAAAAUAAGCCUGGUAUUGAAUAUUUGCCAUGGUUUCACACAUGUGAAAGCUUUUUUAUUUUUAGUUUUUUCCCGCUGCCAAGAAUACAGCGACAGUUGUGGUGCAGAACAGACAGAAGUCAGAGACUCGACGGUGCUGUGCUCAACAAACUCCUCUGUUUCAUUGUUGUCAUUCCGUUUGGAUUAGGUUGAAAUCUGCAAGAGUAUUUUGCGCAAAGAAAAAAAAAGAACUUGCACUAUAAUUUUUUGUUUAUUAAUUUACAGUGAUGCACUACACUCUUUAGAUAAUAUCACGUUUUAUUUAUUACAGACUCUGAAUGGCCAUGGUUACCGAUGCCUUGGGAAUGAAAAAAAUGCAAUCAUCAUUCUGUUUUCAGCCAUUUUUAUUUUACUAUUUUAUGUUUGAUAAACUUGAAAAUAACU
Messenger RNA from Epinephelus lanceolatus (giant grouper), 7748 nucleotides. It is a transcript of the gene pcnx1, whose product is annotated as pecanex 1. The record is from RefSeq and is a predicted model, not a curated record. Lineage: Eukaryota; Metazoa; Chordata; Actinopteri; Perciformes; Serranidae. Gene Ontology annotation, cellular component: membrane.